Molecule: messenger RNA, 1141 nt
Organism: Vollenhovia emeryi
Lineage: Eukaryota; Metazoa; Arthropoda; Insecta; Hymenoptera; Formicidae
Product: elongation of very long chain fatty acids protein AAEL008004-like
Exons: 7
Coding region: 255-1040 (261 amino acids)
Biological process (GO): sphingolipid biosynthetic process; fatty acid elongation, polyunsaturated fatty acid; fatty acid elongation, monounsaturated fatty acid
Cellular component (GO): endoplasmic reticulum membrane
Molecular function (GO): fatty acid elongase activity
Source: RefSeq, a predicted model, not a curated record
AUCUUACUCUUGAUCAAACUUUUCUGACUCGGAGUCGGGUCGAGUCAGCAAAUCGAAAACGCUAUCAGUGUUUGGACUUUUGGACAUUCAGUUACAUUCAGUUAAUAAUCGGUACUCACGCUUAGACUGUUCAGGCGAGGAUUUUCGGUUUAAUCACUUAGAAAUUUUUGAGUUCCAACAGCGGCUUCUUUGUUCUGUCCAGACUUAGAAAAAAACUGACGAUCAUCUUAUAACUUAGACACGAAUAAAAGAAUAUGGAAGUUUCGAAUAUUUAUCAUUACCUUAUCGAUGAAAUUUCGGAUCCCCGAGUCUCUGACUGGCCCUUGAUGUCAAAUCCGUUUGGUAUAGUAUUGAUUUCACUCGCUUAUUUGUCUUUUGUGCUUUACUUCGGACCACUUUACAUGAAAGACAGAAAACCCCAGGCGCUCGUCAAGACUAUGAUAUGUUAUAAUAUUUCUGUUGCAACUGCAAGCGCUGUUAUAUUCUAUGGUAUACUCACAUCUGGUUACACAACGCAUCUUUCGAUGGGAUGUGAGCCCUUUGUGAUUUCAGACGAUUCUAUGUCGCUUAGCAUGGCUCGAUGGAUAUGGUGGAUUUUAAUACUGAAAAUCGCCGAGCUCGCAGAUACUGUCAUUUUCACUUUCAGAAAGAAAUAUAAUCAGAUUUCAUUUCUUCACGUAUAUCAUCACACGGUGACAAUCUGUUUGGCGUGGAUCGCCUGUAAAUAUGCACCAGGUGGCAUGUGGACCUUUAUAAUGAUGCCCAAUUGCGUGGUACAUGUAAUUAUGUACACAUAUUAUCUCUGCGCUUGUUUGGGACCAAAAGUGCAGAAGAUAACAGCUCCUUGGAAGAAGUAUGUGACUAGUUUGCAACUGGUCCAAUUUACUAUUAUGGUGGCCCAUACGUCACAAGCGCUCCAACCAUCUUGUGAGCCAACGCGGAAACCAUUAGCCUACAUUUACAUGUCUCAAGUAGUAUGCAUGUUCUAUAUGUUUAUAGAUUAUUAUAGAAAGUCGUAUUUGCGGAAAAAGAUUGAGUAAGUGUUGGCAAUAAUAAUACAAUGAUUAGUCCAAGAGCUUCCAUAGACACAGAAGAUUCGACGCGUCCGCAUUGGAUUUUAGUAAAUGUCGUAUAAACGGAG